This is a messenger RNA of Aplysia californica (California sea hare), 2516 nucleotides long. Its product is annotated as UDP-N-acetylglucosamine/UDP-glucose/GDP-mannose transporter. The record is from RefSeq and is a predicted model, not a curated record. Lineage: Eukaryota; Metazoa; Mollusca; Gastropoda; Aplysiida; Aplysiidae. Gene Ontology annotation, molecular function: antiporter activity; GDP-fucose transmembrane transporter activity. Gene Ontology annotation, cellular component: Golgi apparatus.
AAGAAGGAGAAGAAGAAAAAGACAAGAUGAGCUCUGACACGAAGCAAGUGGCCAAGCGUGUGCUGAGCGCGGUCUUCUAUGGCUGCUCCUCCAUGCUCAUCGUAGUGGUCAACAAAGUGGUGCUCACGUCCUAUGGAUUUCCUUCAUUCCAAGUACUGGGGCUUGGUCAGAUUACCAUGGGCAUCCUCAUCCUUCGUGGGGGCAAAGCUCUACGUCUCAUCACAUUCCCAGAUUUCUCGAGAGAUACAGUCAGAAAGAUUUGGCCACUUCCAUUAAUCUACCUGUUUAAUCUCAUCUUUGGCCUCGGUGGAACAAAAAAACUCAGCUUGCCCAUGUUCACUGUGCUGAGACGGUUCUCCAUAUUGUUCACCAUGGUCGCGGAGUACUUCAUCCUGAGCGUGAGGGCUUCCAUGUUUGUCCAGGUUUCUGUGUACUUGAUGAUUUUGGGCGCCAUUGUUGCAGGAUUCUCUGACCUGGCGUUUGACGGCAUGGGCUACUCCUACGUGCUGAUGAACAACGUGGCCACCGCAGCCAAUGGGGUGUACACCAAGAAGAAGCUGGGAGCAAAGGGGUUGGGCAAGUACGGGCUGCUGUACUACAACUUCCUGUUCAUGUUCUUCCCCACGCUGUUCAUCGUUCUCUACUCCGGAGAGUUCCACCAGGCGCUAGAGUUCCCCCUUUGGAACGACCCCCUGUUUGUGACCCAGUUCUUCCUGUCCUGCCUCAUGGGCUUUGUGCUCAACUACGCCACCAUCCUGUGCACCGCCCUCAACUCGGCGCUCACCACCACCGUUGUCGGGGUCAUCAAGAAUUUGGCCGUGACUUACGGGGGAAUGAUGAUAGGCGGCGAUUACAUCUUCUCUCUGACCAACUUCACCGGAAUCAACAUCAGCGUUGCUGGCAGCGUCAUAUACUCCUACAUAACGUUCAAACAACGACCGACAUCCCCGGCACAGACUAUAGACGUUCCGUCCCCAAAUGUCGGCGACGAAGAAAAUAAACCCAGCAGCGCUGUCUCAAACGUAGUGCGCUUAGUACGUUAGUACCGGUAGUCACAUAGUACUGUGAGUGAGCGGGCACGGUUCUCCGCCUGACGGAGGGGAGGGAGCAGACGACAAGCUUCGGGCUAACCUUCACCUUCGUUCACCUUCACCUUCAACUUCGCUUUCUCCCAGACAGGUAUUUCUCGGCAGUGUACCGGUACAUCAUCAUACAGUUUUGUGUUUUCUUGUGAGAGAGAGAGAGAGAGAGAGAGAGAGACUAUGAAGGAAUUGGGAGGAGAGUAAGAGGGGGAAAAAAAGAGACAAGGAGAGCUAGUGCUAGUUGGUGGGACUUUCUUGGGUCUUGCCUCCUGAGGUAAUUUGUGGUUUGUAACUUGUAGAGACUGCUUUGUUGGAAUGUAGUUGUAGUUGAUGUGAGUGGAGUAAUUUGUCCAAUUGUAAAGACUUGAGUUUGACUAUUCUGUCGUUUGAAGGGAAGUCCGUGGUGGUUGAGUCUUGUCAUGUAUGAUGGGAGAGAAGGAGAGGGAGAGAGAGAUGGAGAGGAAAAGAGAAUGAAACUAUGAAGGAAUUGGAAGAGAGUGAGAGGGGAAAAAAGAGACAGGGAGAGCUAGUGCUAGUUGGUGGGACUUUCUCUGUACAAAUCAAGGCUUUUUUUUCUGCUUUCUCAGGUGAUACCAAUUUCUGGUAGAACUCAACAUAUAAAGUAUUAUUUUUUAUUUUUUUUCUUCUAACUUUCUAUUUUUAUUUUAUUUAUUAUAUUGCUUCAGUAGAUUGUGGUAAUACUUUUCAUUUCAUAAUUUUAAAAAGUGAACAUUUUUCUCAGUGAUCUCAGUUUGCAUAUAUAUGUGUGAGUGGUUGAUGGGUGAUCUGGUGUGGUUUGCUCCUUCUUUCCUCUCAAACAUCUAUCAACCUUAUCCUCCUUUUCUUGGUGAGUGAUUUGCGGGUGCUCUGGUGUGGUUUGCUCCUUCUUUCCUAUCAAACAUCCAUCGUCCUGAUCCCCCCUCCUUCUUUUUCGUGUGUGUUACUCUCUUGUAACACCUCUUAUCUUCGGCACUUAUAUGACCUUAUUGUGUUGCAAGUGCCAUAAAGCUCUUACUAAAACUAAUGGAACAACACACAACAGCCUUCCCUACGUCUGCAAGAGCCGGCACGCAGUCGACAACCAAUAAUGUGCGUGCCUGAGGAAAGGGUCCACAUGUGCGACUUUUUACUUUUUUCAAUUUAUUGCAUUUCUGUAUAAAAUAGCCUUUCCUGGUGCCUCUGUCUUUAAAUUUUUCCGAUACCUCAAACACGUUUGUGAGUGAGGGGUGUGCACCAACUACUUUUGAGGAAAUUGUAAAAAAUCAACGCCAUUUUGUAAUACUACGUAGUGGUAUGGCUUUUAAAAACACACUUAGAAGAAGAAUAUAUCAUAAUAUAUCAUCAUAUGCGGGAAAUAUUUUGUGAGGAUGGAGAACAAUGGUUGAUGAGUUGAUAUAUACGGGUCUCAAAUUUUCCACAAAAAAAAAAUAAAAA